UCAGCCCAAUUAAGGCGGACUUCAGCCGCUCUCUUACGUGUACACCCAACAAGAUCGGCGUUAAGGCAACACCAGAAUAUUUGGCGAAAAAAAAAAAAGAGGAGAGAGGGAGAGUUUUUUUUUCUCCUAGUCUCAGAAACAUGUCGAUGAGUCCCAAGCAUACUACUCCCUUUUCAGUGUCUGACAUAUUGAGUCCUUUGGAGGAGAGCUACAAGAAAGUGGCUAUGGAGGGCACUGGCUUGGGGGCUCCCCUGGCUGCCUAUAGGCAAUCUCAGGUGUCACAGCCUACUAUGCAGCAGCAUGCUAUGGGCCACAAUGGACCAGUGAGUGCUGCCUACCACAUGACAGCUGCAGGGGUCCCUCAGUUAUCCCACACCACCAUGGGAAGCUACUGCAAUGGCAACCUGGGCAACCUGGGCAAUAUGAGCGACCUGCCACCCUACCAGGAGACCAUGCGGAAUGGUUCGGCUACUGGAUGGUAUGGGACCAACCCGGACCCCAGAUUUACUACAAUAUCCCGUUUCAUGGGUCCCUCCAAUGGAAUGAAUAUGGGAGGACUCGGUAACAUGGGCUCACUGGGAGAUGUGGGCAAGAGCAUGGCCCCCCUGCAGAGUACCCCAAGAAGAAAGCGCAGGGUGCUGUUCUCUCAGGCCCAGGUCUACGAGCUGGAGAGACGGUUCAAGCAGCAAAAAUACCUGUCGGCCCCAGAGAGGGAACACUUGGCUAGUAUGAUCCACCUCACUCCCACUCAGGUGAAGAUCUGGUUCCAAAAUCACCGGUACAAGAUGAAGAGACAAGCCAAGGACAAGGCGGCCCAGCAACAGAUGCAGCAGGACAACAAUUCUUGUCAGCAGCAGUCCCCAAGGCGGGUUGCAGUCCCAGUGUUGGUGAAGGACGGAAAGCCGUGCCAGGCUGGCUCUAACACUUCCACAGCUGCCCUGCAGAACCACCAGCAGCAGGCAGCCGCAGCCCUCACAGUAGCCACCAACAGCUUGGGGCAGCAUCAAAGCCACCAGACAAACAGUGCAGGUCAAUCUCCAGACAUGGGUCAGCACUCCAGCAGCCCAUCCAGCCUUCAGAGCCAGGUCACCAACCUGUCUCACUUAAACUCUUCCAGUUCUGACUAUGGCACAGCCAUGUCCUGCUCCACCUUGCUAUAUGGUAGGACAUGGUGAAGGAAACCAGCCUCGGUGUCUCUGUCCCCAAACAACCCUUCUCAUCUCUUCAAAAAAUGGCAAAAAAAGAGAGAAAAAAAACUGCAGUACUUUGGGGGGGACGGAUUUAUAAGAGGGUUUCACUGAGCAAUCCAAAAAGAGAAGGGGAAGGAUAGAGAUAGUUAUUAAACUGGAUGGAUGGUACUCAAAACGUCAAAUGGAGAGAAGGAUUGGACUUCAAAUACUUUUUCUAUGGCCAUCACCUGCCUGUACAUAGGGCUAUGCUAAAA
This is a messenger RNA of Nanorana parkeri, 1444 nucleotides long. RefSeq names its product NK2 homeobox 1 (gene NKX2-1). Gene Ontology annotation, cellular component: nucleus. Gene Ontology annotation, biological process: cell differentiation; regulation of transcription by RNA polymerase II. Bases 141 to 1175 code for a protein of 344 amino acids. Lineage: Eukaryota; Metazoa; Chordata; Amphibia; Anura; Dicroglossidae. Gene Ontology annotation, molecular function: DNA-binding transcription factor activity, RNA polymerase II-specific; RNA polymerase II cis-regulatory region sequence-specific DNA binding. The record is from RefSeq and is a predicted model, not a curated record. The transcript is spliced from 2 exons.